AUGGCUGACAUCUAUAACAGUCAACUUGAUGUGUUCGAACUCUACCACAAGGUGAACAAUCGGCCCCGGGACUCAGCAGGAAAUACCUCUGCUCUCGAAGCACUCGGCCAUGGCAUUGCUGGAACUGCAGGCGCUGCCAUCUCUAAUGCUACUCUGUAUCCCAUCGAUCUAAUCAUAACCCGAUUUCAAAUCCAACGUCAGUUGCGGAAGGACCAGUCACAGCCUCCUGACGAGGAAUAUAAGAGCUUUGUUGAUGCGGUCCUAAAGAUAUACAAGAACGAAGGCGGUCUAGCUGCGUUUUAUACUGGACUACUGCAAGAUACGGGCCGGACGAUCACCGACUCCUUCCUGUUCUUCCUGACAUACAGUUUCCUCCGCAACAGGAGGCUUGCUUCGCAUGGUAGUGCGAAAUCACUGCCUGCCUUGGAGGAGCUCGGGGUGGGAUUUGUCGCUGGAAGUUUGACCAAACUUGCAUCGACGCCAAUCGCCAAUAUCGUCACCAGAAAGCAGGUGGCCACUUUACUGGCGGCUAAAGACUUGAAUAGUCAGGGAGAGUUUCGCGUACCAAGUGCGCGGCAGAUCGCUGCGGAUAUACUCUCUGAGCACGGUGUGUCAGGUUUUUGGUCGGGCUACCCCGCUUCACUCGUCUUGACUCUUAACCCUUCAAUCACCUUCUUCCUCUUCGAAACAUUAAAGAGAAUUCUCUUGCCUCGGCACAGACGAGCGAAUCCGCCUCCCUCAUUGAUUUUCUUGCUUUCAGCAUUUAGCAGAGCGUGCGCGAGUUCCGCCACAUAUCCGUUCGGUCUAGCCCAAACUCGGCUUCAGGCGGGCUCCAAGAAAGAAGAGAGCGAUGAAGCCAAGGUGAUUGGCGAGGACAUUGAAAAUGAAGGGGCCAGAAAAGCGGCUCGGGCAACGAUACUCCACACUGUGUUGACAAUCGCUCAAAAUGAAGGAGCUGGUGGCCUUUACGAAGGACUCUACGUUGAGAUGAUCCGAGCAUUCUUCAGUCAUGGUACGACAAUGCUGGUCAAGCAGGCUAUUCAGCGCUUCUUGGUGAAAGCGUAUUACAUCACUUCGAUCAUCCUGGGGCGAUAUCAACGAAGGUCGACUGCGAAACGGUUGGCACAAAAGGCCAAGUCUAGUGUUGAGUAUUAUAGUCUCGCCAUGGCACGGGCGAGCGAGAAAAUCGAAGAGGCAUCUCAUGCUGUCAAACAGAAAGCAAACGAGACGGCGGAAUUUGUGGGGGAAUACGUCGAGGAAGAAGCAGGCGAGUGGCGGGAGCUUUAUGGAACAACCGGUCUUGCUCGAUGGCUGGACAGCGAUCGACGUGAAUGA
This is a messenger RNA of Rhinocladiella mackenziei CBS 650.93, 1335 nucleotides long. RefSeq lists its product as uncharacterized. The transcript has 2 exons. Lineage: Eukaryota; Fungi; Ascomycota; Eurotiomycetes; Chaetothyriales; Herpotrichiellaceae. Bases 1 to 1335 code for a protein of 444 amino acids. The record is from RefSeq and is a predicted model, not a curated record.